Molecule: messenger RNA, 327 nt
Organism: Cercospora beticola
Lineage: Eukaryota; Fungi; Ascomycota; Dothideomycetes; Mycosphaerellales; Mycosphaerellaceae
Source: RefSeq, a predicted model, not a curated record
AUGUCUGCAGCAGCAACAAUGGGCAUACCGCGUCUCGCAAUGCGCAGGAACGCAGUCCGCUCGUGCAGUAAGCCGCAUGUCUUCUUUUUGCGUGCCACUCGUCUAAGCUCGUACGCCCCGGUUAGCUUGCCCUCUGCAGCGCGUUUACCGAUACGACUCCCAGCUGCCGCGGAUGCCACGCUCGCCAGGCAAGCAGCGGAACCCUGGAGCUCUGCCAAAGGAGCUGCCACGGCUGGUUUGCAGAGCGGAGACGUAACCAACCACGUCGACGCGGUUGUUGACGGCCCUCAGCACAUUGGAGAAGCGACACUUGCUAUCUGCCGCUGA